GACUAAAAAAAACAAAAACAAAAACAAAAAUUUAUCCAAAACGACGUCGUUGUAACUUUAAACCACUAUUAGACCUAGCGUAUUCAUCUGAGCUGAGCAGUGUGAAGGCCUCACUACCAAAAACCAAAAAUGGCGUCGAAGAUUUCAAUUCUAAGGACCGGUACCGAGAACAUAGCCUGCCUUUUCGGCCUGAGGAGGUGGACCCACAUCGCAGCUAUUCCUCCGUCGUCGGAUGGGUCCCUUGCCAGGCCGAUUUCACCGCCGCCGUUCGCUCUGCCGGAGAAGGAUAACAGAGUCGGAUUCGGGUUCCCCAGUUUCACAUUCGGUGGGUCCAUGGAGCUCAUGGCUGUCCCCAAGAGGAAGACUACUCCCCACAAGAGAGGAAUACGAAAUGGCCCAAAAGCUCUGAAGCCUGUUCCUGUGAUAAUCCGAUGCAGGAGUUGUGGUCGUGUCAAGCUGCCACAUUAUUAUUGUUGCAGCGGACAUAGGGGAAAUACCGGUGAGCGAGAGGUAUAGAGCUUAGCAUGAGAAGUUGAGAAUGUGUUAGACUUUUGAAGAAUAAGUCUGGAGUUUUCUGUUUCGAGUUCGAUCUUUUGAAAAACUGAUCAUGCUACAAAAAUAUUAAGUGGAUAGAUCUUUUACUUGGUUCAGAUAUUGGCUUGCUAGAAUUACUUUUAUUUUCACCUUGUAUAAAUUGUUCUUAAGAUGGUAUAGGUAAAGCCUGUCAUUCAAUUUUGACCUUAAUGAAUAGCUAAAAAGCAAGACAAGACACUAAUAUUUGACCUGUUUCA
Messenger RNA from Fragaria vesca subsp. vesca, 791 nucleotides. RefSeq lists its product as uncharacterized. Gene Ontology annotation, cellular component: mitochondrial large ribosomal subunit. The record is from RefSeq and is a predicted model, not a curated record. The transcript has 3 exons. Gene Ontology annotation, molecular function: structural constituent of ribosome. NCBI's taxonomy places the organism in Eukaryota, Viridiplantae, Streptophyta, Magnoliopsida, Rosales, Rosaceae. The coding region runs from base 130 to 516 and encodes 128 amino acids. Gene Ontology annotation, biological process: translation.